GCAGAAGGGGAUUGGGAUAAUGCGAGGGGCGGUGCUUGUGGAAGAAAAUGGCGGCCGUUAGAGGGUUGUGCCUAACCGCUGCGGCCCUGAGAGCAGUCACUCCCUGGCAAGGGGGCAGCAGGCUCCUCGCGGCCUCCCGCGGACCUCGGGCGCUUCGGGAACUGUCGUCCUCCAGCCCCGAAGCUGGCGAAGGGCAGAUCCACCUCACUGACAGCUGCGUCCAAAGGCUUCUGGAAAUCACCGAAAGGUCAGAAUUCCUCAGGCUGGAGGUGGAGGGAGGUGGAUGCUCCGGAUUCCAGUACAAAUUUUCACUGGAUACAGUUAUCAACCCCGACGACAGGGUAUUUGAACAGGGUGGGGCAAGAGUGGUGGUUGACUCUGAUAGCUUGGCCUUCGUGAAAGGGGCCCAUGUGGACUUCAGCCAAGAACUGAUCCGAAGCUCAUUUCAAGUGUUGAACAAUCCUCAAGCACAGCAAGGCUGCUCCUGUGGGUCUUCCUUUUCUGUCAAACUUUGAUGUGAUGACAGGUGACCCAGAGAUUACUAUCAUCUGUACGGAUUUGAGAAACCUGGGAUUAGAAGAAUUCUAGAGGUUUCCUUCCAAUCAUGUCCUUCUCACAAUUUGAUUUCCCUCAAUCCAGGAAUGCUGUGUUUCACCACUAUUUAUUUUCAGAAUGUGAAGCUUUUACUCUUGAGUUAAUUUCUCCCACACAGUUGUAAGGCCAAGCCUGUAGAUGUAUUACCUAAGAUUUAGUAACUUGUUGAAACCAGUAUCAUCUGUAGAGCCUUCCAACGUUCCAGAAUUUGGAAUUCUCUGGCCUUCAGAGCUACUUGUACAUAUGUGUUAUAGCUAUGUAUAAAAGCUUCAUUUUAAAGAAA
Molecule: messenger RNA, 877 nt
Organism: Kogia breviceps (pygmy sperm whale)
Lineage: Eukaryota; Metazoa; Chordata; Mammalia; Artiodactyla; Physeteridae
Gene: ISCA2
Product: iron-sulfur cluster assembly 2
Biological process (GO): iron-sulfur cluster assembly
Cellular component (GO): mitochondrion
Molecular function (GO): iron ion binding; 2 iron, 2 sulfur cluster binding; 4 iron, 4 sulfur cluster binding
Source: RefSeq, a predicted model, not a curated record